Magallana angulata is the source of this 3527-nucleotide messenger RNA. Its product is annotated as carbohydrate sulfotransferase 11-like. The transcript is spliced from 5 exons. NCBI's taxonomy places the organism in Eukaryota, Metazoa, Mollusca, Bivalvia, Ostreida, Ostreidae. Gene Ontology annotation, biological process: carbohydrate biosynthetic process. Gene Ontology annotation, cellular component: membrane. The record is from RefSeq and is a predicted model, not a curated record. Bases 413 to 1702 code for a protein of 429 amino acids. Gene Ontology annotation, molecular function: sulfotransferase activity.
CAAUGCAACCAGGAAUAGCUCGAUAUGGCAAUUUUACUCAUUCAACCCAAUUUUAAUGGAGACGGGGAGGGGGUGUCUUCUCAUGGAAGAGCUAACGCACCAAUGGAAUGAAUUGCAAUCUUGUGUUUCAGUAUUUGAAUUGAAGAAAGGAAAUUGACCUUAAGUGAAGUUUAAUUCAGUAAAGUUCAAAAGGCUUUACAACGAUCAGACCGAACCACUAAAGGAACGGAUUUUUUGAAUUGUCAGUGGCCAUUUAAAGUACCUCCAGUCAUGGGAAUACUAUUUGUAUUGAGCAGACAGUUAAUAUUUAAUGCACAGUGUAGUAAAUUCAUUGUGAAUUUUGUGUCAGAAAGGAUGAAAGUUCUCGCAAACAGCUCUGCAAAAACAAUGCUCUGACCACGUUACAGGGAAUAUGCUGCGGAAACUUUGUUUAAGAAGGCGUCGGUUCUGGUAUCUCGUAAUCGUGUUUGUGUUUCUGCUGUUUGCCUAUACACAAAUCCUCUCAUGGAAUUCAGACAACAGCUCUAGAUGGUUUGACCAGGUCCAAAUGUUUGACCAGAGCGAUGGUAAACUCUUUUCGAACAGACACUCCAAGAAUACGCACGAAGAGGAGCAUACACACCAGAUACGUGAUGAGGAUAAGGAACUGGACCGGAUACACCGGGAAAGACGGACUCGUCUUCAGGAAGUCUGUAGCAACCGAAAUCUGGCCUACCUGGGUAAAUCUCGAGAGGAGCAAGUUCGGGAACACUUCAUAUUUGAUGAAAAAUCCCAGGUUCUGUACUGUACGAUAGAGAAAGUGGGCUCAACCUUCUGGAGGCGAUUGUUCCAGAUUCUUGCUGGAAAGUCAAAAGUGAAAAGUCCGUUUGACAUUAUGCCAGCACACGCUCUGGGGGGUAACGUCCAUACUUUCGCAGAUCUUCCAUUCCAUUUGAUCACAUCAAUUGUAUCAUCCUACACUAAGUUUCUCAUCGUCAGAAAUCCAUUCGAACGCCUGUAUUCUGGUUAUGUGGAUAAGAUAUUCAGUCUCCAUUUCGCCUACAUUGGAAAGCAUAUUGUCAUAACCCAGAGAAAAAACGCAACACGUCAUAGUAAAAACUGUGGUCAUGACGUCACAUUCGCCGAAUUCGUUAGAUAUGUCAUCAAGGGUGAACGAACAAAUAAGAAUCGCAAUGCACACUUCUCUCCAAUGUAUGAUCAUUGCAAACCAUGUCAGAUCGGUUAUGACUACAUUGGAAAACUGGAAACUUUUGAAAAGGAUACCAUGUACAUUCUACGGAAAUUAAACUUCAGUUCCGUGGCUUCCGGUCUCGAAAAAGACUUCCGGGGGAGAACCACAAACGAUUCAGCAGCAGAUCAAGCCGACCUUCUAUUUAAGUAUGCAAAAAUUCACAGGAAAUGUAUCGAUCCACACGAAAUUCAAAAAAUUUACUGGAGGAAAGAGCAGAUCCGGGGACUUAUUGAUCCUGAUAUCCCGUUUCCUUUCUCAGAAAAAGAGUCACAGAACUUAACGGCGGCUCAAUAUCUCAACGCUAUUCAUAGGUCUAUAGGUAGAGCCAAGAACAAAGAUAUGGCGAAGCAGUUUCGCCGUGAUGCCAUGCUAAAAGCAUAUUCGACAAUUCCGAACUCAGAUAUGCAAAAACUAAAGAAAAUUUUUAAACCUGAUUGUGACAUAUUUAGUUACGAUUGUAAUUCUCCUUAGAUACAUGUUAUUCAGAAUCAAAUUCAUAUAAAAUUAAAUCUCUAUAGCACAAAAAAAGAAGAAACAAUUGUAAAUUGUUCAUCGGGAAUUUAUUUUUUGUUCAGCUUAACAGAUUUCGUUUUCAAAUUGUGGACAUCUCUGAAUAAGGAAAGAGACUACUAAGUUCAAAUAAUUUUAAUAAGGUUACAAAGCAAAAGAUGAAGUAAAUACAAAUCAGGUAAGACAUUUAUCUCGGUUAUAAUUCCAAUAAUAGUGUAAAAGUAUAGUUAUCGUUCCAAGCAACAGGCACGCCAGAUAACAGUCUCUGACGGGAGAAGUUAUUCUACAGUCUGUGAUCGUAUAGCUUUAAAGUUUCAGGAUGGCUUGAGAGUAUGUCCUUUCUAAGUGAUGGUGCUCUCUUCUGACCAAGUCUGAUUAUUAUCUGCGUCCGUGGCGUUGUCUCUUCGUGUCGCAGCUGACAGAUGAAAAUGUACUAAUAUAAAAGGAUAAUUAACCUCUACUCUGAUGGUUCUGUCGUAGGGUUCCACAAAGUUGGUGACCACGUCAAACCUUAUUUAUAUUAUGUAUAGAAACAUACAUAUAUAUACUAAUUAAAUGUUUAUGUCUGUCCUAGCUCUUUCAAUCGUCAAACUCUUUCCCUCUUGUACAUGUUUAUUGAAUGUUUUAUAUACAUUGGAUGUUGUAUGUACAUUCUUUAUGUUGCCCCUUGAGGGCCCUUAAUUGGUAAAUUAAGAAAUUGAAAUUGAAUUGAAAUAUAUAUAUAAAACACGAAAUGUCCACGGUUCUUGUCGCAGAGCCCAAAGGCAUAGUCAAAAUGUCGUUGGUGGUCAUCCGGAAUGAGAGUCGGUGACCAUAUCCCUCGAGGUGUUGUACUCUAGCGUCCAGGUAAUGGUCCGGUAAUGGUCCGUGUCUGCAUAAACAACACUGCUGUGGUCGAGUACCUGGGGUAAGGGUACUCUGUACAGGUGUUAAUUGGUGUCCACUUUUGUAAGAGAAUUCUUGGGGUCAAGAAAAAAACUACAAAUAAUUUAGUGUAUUAUGAACUGGGUAGAUUUCCUUUGUAUACGAAUUUUCAAAUACUGGUUAAAAAUUAAAAAUACAAAUAACAUUAUCUUGAAGGAGGCAUACGAAAGCAUGCUUGUCAAUAACGAUAACUGGAUGGUUUCCAUACAAAGCGAGUUGUCUAGCAUGGGUCUAAAAUAUUUGUUUGACGAAACUUGUUCAAAUCAAUGUCAAACCUACAAGAUAAUUGAGUAUAGAAUAUUAGAUAUUUAUAAACAAAGUUUGUUGUCAUCUUUUUCGACAUCUCCGAAGAGUAGGUUAUAUCAACACCUUGUGGAUAAUUUUUGUUUGCAAACUUAUCUUAGGAGACCGAUUAAUUAUAUUUCAAAAAAAUUUAUAAGUAUUUUGCGAACUUCAUCACACUCUUUAAAUAUUGAAAAAGGUCGACACAACAAGGUGCCAAGAAAUGAAAGAUUUUGCAAUCAUUGUAAUAAAAAAUAUUUAGAAGAUGAGUUCCACUUUAUACUCAUAUGUUCUUUUUACGCUGAAUUACAAAAGAAAUAUAUAAAGAGUUUUUAUUACAAAAAACCAAGUGUUUUUAAGCUUACUAAACUUUUAAGUGUUAACAAUACAAAGAAACUCAAUAAUCUAGGAAACUAUUUGUCUAGCGCUUUCAAGAUGAGCGCGCAGCAUUGUAAUAAUACUACAGUUUAAGCUAUUUAUCAUACAUUUAUGUCUAUUCAUAUUUUAAGAUUUGUACAUAUUAUAUUGUCCUAAUAUGUCCACUCACUUACUGCACAUUGCACAUUUAUAUAUAAUUUUA